AUGGGAAGAAAUCAAUUCAAGCCAACAAGCAUCGAACAUGCGCAUCAAUACCUCACCGACCACUCGUCAAAGAAUUUCACGAUUGCCAUUUUGAAAUGGGGCGACUUCGUCAACACUGCUGCAGAUUUGAACGAGUUUCGUACUCAAUGCAUCGCGCCUUCCGUUCAAGACCGAGCUGGUGCUGCCGCCGAGAGUGAGCAACAAGCUAUGGUGGAGUCACUCAAAGCACAAUGGGGUGACACCUAUGAAGCUUAUGACGCUACCUGGAGAAUGUGGGCUGUGAAAAUCCUGAAGCGCCCAAAUUUUCAGCACGAUGCGCUUAUUCGCCGACCUCCUCCAGUCAAUAUGAUUCAACUAUUCCAUCCAGUAAGCAAUGCAGCUGAGGUGCGGAUCGAACGAAUCCAGAUAAGUGUCAAGCUCGCUCGUGAUGUUACUGUGUCGUGCUUGAAAGACCUCGUGAAAAUCAAGAAUUCCGCAACAGUGCUUGCCUUGCAUGUUGAAUCCUGCAUCCAGAUGCUCGAAGACAAGAAGGAAAUGAUCGAAAGCUUUCACAGAGAGGUUGAUGCCACAACGGACAACGAAGACCUACAGCAUGUGCUUGAUGUGGUGCCCAAUGUCGAAGACUUGGACCACGCGUAG
This is a messenger RNA of Aphanomyces invadans, 639 nucleotides long. RefSeq lists its product as hypothetical. Bases 1 to 639 code for a protein of 212 amino acids. The record is from RefSeq and is a predicted model, not a curated record. Lineage: Eukaryota; Oomycota; Saprolegniomycetes; Saprolegniales; Verrucalvaceae. The transcript has a single exon.